AUGGGGGUCAUCAUUCCCGCCAUUUUGAUCGUUUCUACGACGCUUCUCACUUGGCUUCUCUUCAAACAUCUUCUUAUGCGCAAUCGGCUUAAAGUACAUACAAAGUCAAACCAAAUGAACUCAUUAUUUCAUUUUUAGGAUCUAAACCAACCGAGGUCGUACCCGAUUGUCGGACAUGGCCUCAUCACCAAGCCGGACCCCGAAGGAUACAUGAAUCAAGUGAUAGGAAUGGGAUAUUUGUAUCCGAACCCCCGAAUGUGCCUUCUUUGGAUUGGUCCUUUUCCGUGUCUGAUGCUCUAUUCCGCGGAGUUGGUUGAAGUCAUUCUUUCUUCGAGCAAGCAUCUCGACAAAGGAUUCGCCUACAAAUUACUGGAACCAUGGCUCGGUCAGAGCAUUCUGACAAGCCGCAAAGAUCAGUGGCGUCCCAAGAGAAAGCUGCUGACGCCGACAUUCCAUUACGACAUUCUCAAGAAUUUUCUGCCGAUAUUCAAUGAACAAUCGAAAAUUCUCAUAAACAAAAUGAAUUCGUAUGGCCAAGAGUGAGUGUUUGAAUCUUACUGAAAUUUAAAUGAAACGAGGUUUCCAGAGAUCACAUUGAUAUUCUGACAGUCAUUUCGCUGUGCACUCUCGACAUUAUUUGCGAAACUUCCAUGGGAAAGUCAAUCGGAGCACAACUUGAAGAGGUUCGAUAAAUCGGUUUAUCUUCUGAAAAAUUCAUUCGUUUUCAGAACAAUGAAUACGUCUGGGCUGUGCACACUAUCAACGAGCUGAUACAGAGAAGAACGAACAAUCCGCUCAUUUGGAAUCGUUUUUUGUACAACUGGUAUUUCUAGAUAACGAGUUAAAAGCACUUUAACCGUGUUCAUUUAGGACCGAAGAAGGACAGACCCACGAGAAGUGUCUGAGAAUUUUGCAUACUUUCACUAAAAAGGUAUAUUAUCUCCCCAGAGAAGUGAGAAAUUCAUAAAUUUAGGUGAUUGCUGAACGGAAACAAGCUUUGGAAGAGUCCGGAUUCAAAGUGGAAGGACGUCUCGCAUUCCUCGAUCUUCUGCUCGACAUGGUAAAGAGCGGACAAAUGGACGAUGACGACGUGCAGGCAGAAGUCGACACAUUCAUGUUCGAAGGCCACGACACCACCUCUUCGGGGCUCACGUGGGCUCUUCAUCUUCUCGGAAACCAUCCCCUUAUCCAGAAGAGAGUACAGGCGGAGCUUGAUGAAGUGAUGGGGGACGAAGAAGACGUGACUACUGAGCACCUUUCUCGUCUCAAGUACCUCGAAUGCGUGCUCAAGGAAUCGCUGAGAAUCCGUCCGUCUGUGCCGAUCAUCAUGAGAGAGCUCAGUUCGGACCAAGUGAUCGGAGGAGUUACCAUCCCGAAAGGAGUGACUCUGCUUCUCAAUCAGUUCCUCGUUCACAGAGAUCCGACACAGUGGAAGGAUCCGGAAGUUUUCGAUCCGGAUCGAUUUCUUCCUGAGAAUUCCACCGGCCGCAAACCAUUCGCCUUCAUCCCAUUCUCUGCGGGAAGUCGUAACUGCAUCGGGCAAAGAUUCGCGCUUCUCGAGGAGAAAGUCAUAAUGUCGCACAUUCUGAAACACUUUGACGUAACUGCCAUCGAACCGAUGCACGAGGUACUAGUUAAACAGUUGCCCAAUGAGCAUUAUGAACGUUUUUAAGAUUCGUCCGAAAAUGGAAAUCAUCAUGCGCCCAGUGUCCCCAAUUCACAUCAAAAUCAGCAGACGCCAGCCGACUGUUUCUCCUUGA
Caenorhabditis sp. 36 PRJEB53466 is the source of this 1760-nucleotide messenger RNA. Lineage: Eukaryota; Metazoa; Nematoda; Chromadorea; Rhabditida; Rhabditidae. The record is from the annotation of a GenBank genome assembly.